Trypanosoma theileri is the source of this 1374-nucleotide messenger RNA. RefSeq lists its product as uncharacterized. Bases 1 to 1374 code for a protein of 457 amino acids. The transcript has a single exon. NCBI's taxonomy places the organism in Eukaryota, Euglenozoa, Kinetoplastea, Trypanosomatida, Trypanosomatidae. The record is from RefSeq and is a predicted model, not a curated record.
AUGCCAUAUGAGUUUAUCAAACCGAAUAAAGAGAAAUUAGAAGAUGGGGAAGAUGCUAAAAUUCAACGCGAAUUAGUUUUGUGGCAACUUCGGAUGCGUGAAGAACGACAACGGCGCCUGCUUGCUGCUGCUGAGAAGGCGGAGCGAAAACGAGAAGUUGCCGUUCAGUCUGAAUCAUCGCAUUCGAUUACACAUAGCAGGCAAGAAUGUGGUGAUCAAACACAUCCUUGUAAAAAGACAAUAUCACUGCAGGAAUACCGAAGAGAACUGGAUGAAGUGACUCAUGGUAUACAGAAUGCUAAAAAUCCACCUUGGUACUCAAAUGAACCUAAUUGGAAGCGAAAACAAAAGAAAAAAGGCGGUGUUAUAUACCAUGAGGCACGAAGUGUUGUUAAAGAAUAUAUUCAUCGUCCUUUACCAUCUUCAAAAAUUCCGCAAAGAACUCCUACGGGAGCACUUCAAGGGUAUAAAGAUGCACUUGCAUUGACUGCCCGAUUAUGUGAUGAUUCAUCUCGUACUUCAUCUUCCUGGCACAAAAAACCGUUACGAAGUGUCAGCAUUAUAAAUCGUAAGAAUUCAGAAUUAAGAGCAUCUUCUGUUGCAACGACGCGAUCAGCGGAGCUUAGAAGAAGACACACAGAUUCUAUUGCUUCAAGUCUUAAUGGUGAGAAUACACAGGCCCCAUAUCUGCAUAAGUCUAACCGGAAUGAUCAUGAGGGUCAUCCAGGUAGUCUUUCUCCUCCGUCAGUAUUAGAACUAAAAGAAGAUUACCAAAAAGCGAUAUUACAACAUCAUAAAAAACGACAACAAAAACAAAACAUGAGAGAUGGAAUAAUAAGUGGACAAAAUGGGGAUUUACAGCCACAGCGGAGUGAAUCAUCUUUUUUCUAUCACAGUGGACGAAGGUCUGCAACGCAACCUAUGGUUUCAUCCUCCCCUGUUAAUUCUCCCCAACCGCGGCAACCGACCCAACCGCCGUAUUCCCUCUAUAAGGAGGAAACAGUAGCCUUAGCUCCAACUCCCAUGGUGAAAGUUGCGGUGCCAACAGAAAUAGUUGUAUCUCCUCCCACUCCUAGUUCUAAUUAUAUUGACAACGCUUCUUUACAACACAAGGAUCUUCCCAGACGUGAAGUGUCACCGCUCUUGACGGAACUCCUCAGUAAGAUUGUGUUACCCAAACCCUCGCUUUACCGACCUGACUUGUACCAAGGACAGACAGUUUCAGAUACCAUAAAUCCAGCGACUAGAAAAGUAAAUCAAGGAGGGAAACCCUUAGAAGACACAACAUCAGAUGUUGCACGUGGUCUUUUUUCUGAGAAUUCGUUAACCAUUAAGUCAAUGAAUGAUACGAGAUCCAUAGAUCACUCAUGGUGA